This is a messenger RNA of Dimorphilus gyrociliatus, 1226 nucleotides long. Lineage: Eukaryota; Metazoa; Annelida; Polychaeta; Dinophilidae. The record is from the annotation of a GenBank genome assembly.
CACAAUGUCAGAAGGCCGCCAUCUUGAAUGUUCGCAUAUAGCCUUCGCUAAGAAAAAAUUGCGAAAUUUCAUCGAAAUCAAAGCUCUAAAUGAAACAAACGCCCGAGCAACUGCAAAGCAAACUACUCGGAGCGUUGGAUCAUGACUACGAAGUUCAAGACAUACCAACCGUCUUGGAAGUCGUGUCGAUUUUGGAAAAGACUUCAAUUACAAGAGAUGAUUUGGAGCGAACCAGGAUGGGCUUCCACAUUAAUAAGUUGCGAAGGCAGUCGCAGAAGAAUCAUAAAGAAUUGUCGAAGAGACUCAAGCUAUUGGUUAAAGAAUGGCAGAAAUUAUUACAACCAUCCGCCGUGGCUAACGGGAUAAGUAAAAAACCCACUAGCCCGGCUGUACAGCCAACAUCACGGAGUAACAAUAGUACUCCCACCAGCAAUGGUAUUACUAAACCUAUUCCUAAAUUGACUAUUUCGAUAUCUCGGAAACGGCCUGCUGAUCAGGAAAGCAAUGACGUUCCCAAUAAAAAAGUGCUGCUUUCAAAUUCAACUUCUCAACCCCCAUCUCCUGCUGAUACUACAUCUUCAGGUGGAACAUCUACCGCCGUAAAAACGUCAUCUGUUAAUGGUGUUCCAAAUCGACGAACUGUUCAAUCGACAGCUGAAUUAGUAGCAGGCAUUAGAAAUUUAUCUGCUAGUAAUUCAACUGUCAAACGAAUUAGAAAUAAUUGCAUAGAGAAGGAACGUGACGAAAAUAUAUCAAUUGUUCCUCCCGGUGCUAGACCUAGACCAAGAAAACCCCCAAGAAACGCACAUUAUACUCCUCCACCCGCAACUACACAAGCCGUUCUUGCAGAAAAGCAGAGAAUGAUUGCGGAAUAUGUACAAUCCUCGCCUUCUCGACCUCCAUCCGGUUUUUCAGAUUCUAUACGAGACGAAACGCCUGUACACAGUCCUCAGGAAGAGGAUGAGAGUACACCUUCGCCAAAAGAGGGAGAAGUGAGAGUUCCCUCACCAGAGCCGAUUGAUCCCUUUUCACUGUUACCCCCUGUAGAUUUUUCUGUUCUAGAUGAUAAUGUCGGAUGUGACGACACAUUACCGAUUACUGAACUUGAAAAUGAUCGGGGACAAUUUGACUACCGAGGUGAGUGGAGAAACUGGACUCAAAUCGUUUCAGUGAAAUCGAAUGAAGAUAAACUAUUACAUUUGUUUCCUUACGUUGAUAUCGAUUAA